Messenger RNA from Mus caroli (Ryukyu mouse), 630 nucleotides. NCBI's taxonomy places the organism in Eukaryota, Metazoa, Chordata, Mammalia, Rodentia, Muridae. The record is from RefSeq and is a predicted model, not a curated record.
GACCCCGCAGCGGGCGUGAUGCUGGAGCCGCGGGCCGAGACCGAGGACGGCUUCGAGCGCCACCUGGGCGUGAACUUCCUGGGCCACUUCCUGCUGACGCUGCUGCUCCUCCCCGCCCUGCGCGCGUCCGGGGCCGAGGGUCAGGGCUCGCGCGUCGUCACCGUGGGGUCGGCCACGCACUACGUGGGCGCCGUGGACAUGGCCGACCUUCACGGGCGCCACGCCUACUCCCCGUACGCGGCCUACGCGCAGAGCAAGCUUGCCCUCGCCCUGUUCGCCCUGCGGCUGCAGCGCGUCCUGGACGCCCGCGGCGACCCCGUGACCUCCAACAUGGCCGACCCUGGCGUGGUCGACACCGAGCUGUACCGGCACGCGGGGUGGGUCCUGCGCACGGUGAAGCGGGCCCUCGGGCGGCUCGUGUUCAAGAGCCCGGAGGAGGGCGCGUGGACGCUGGUGUACGCGGCGGCCGCGCCGGAGCUGGAAGGGGUCGGAGGUCGCUACCUGCGCGACGAGGCGGAGGCGGAGCCGCUGGGGGCCGCGCGGGACCGGGAGCUGCAGCGGCGUCUGUGGGCCGAGGGCCUCAGGCUGACGGGCGCGGGGGGCGGGGACGGCGACGGCGUCGCGGGGUGA